Athalia rosae (coleseed sawfly) is the source of this 1590-nucleotide messenger RNA. Its product is annotated as glucose-fructose oxidoreductase domain-containing protein 2. The record is from RefSeq and is a predicted model, not a curated record. Gene Ontology annotation, molecular function: nucleotide binding. The coding region runs from base 79 to 1251 and encodes 390 amino acids. Lineage: Eukaryota; Metazoa; Arthropoda; Insecta; Hymenoptera; Athaliidae. The transcript has a single exon.
GUAAUAAAAAUGUGCAACCUAUGAACCGCAACGUGAGUCGGGCAGCAUAAACGUAGUUGAAAUAAUUAGUACCAAAAGAUGCUGCCGGGAAUAGGACUCUUUGGCACUGGACAAGUCGUGCGUGUAAUCGUUCCUUUCCUGCGGGCUAAGGGUUUCAAAAUUGAGGCGGUAUGGGGCCGAACUCUAGCUGAAGCAGCAGAAUUAGCGAGAAGCUUGGAAAUCCCAUUCUAUACAAGCCGGAUCGAUGAUGUUUUACUGCGGAAAGAUGUUGACCUGAUAUUCAUAAUGUGUUCACCGAAUUUACAUGCACAAAUCGCAGUAAAAGCAUUAGGGAUUGGCAAACAUGUAGUCUGUGACAAACCUGCAGGACUUAGUCAGCAAGAAGCUCUCAAAAUGGUUCGAGCGGCUCAAUAUUACCCUUCUCUGAUCAGUAUAGUUAAUCACAGUCUUCGAUUCCUCCCAGCUUUUGUCAGGAUGAGACGAGCCAUUGAAGAAGGUUACCUGCGGGGUCCUGUUACCGUAAUAGACAUCAGAGUACAAAUGGGUUCUCUACUGCACAACGGCUACGAUUGGCUUUGCAACGAUACCAUGGGUGGAGGGAUCCUAGCUUUGGUCGGAAGUCAUGUAAUCGAUUUGAUAUUUCACCUGGUGGGUCAAAGAGCAAUCAGGGUUCAUGCGGUGGUGAGAACAUUUACACAGACAACUCAAUUCAUCAAUGGCAUUCGUCAUGUUUCCGCACCAGAUUUUUGCACCUUCCAAAUGGAAUUAAGCGGAGGUGCACUGGUUACCGCUACUUUAAGUAAUCAUUUACCUGGGCAAUUAACACAAGAAGUCCUAGUUUGCGGAGCCGGUGACCACCUUGUAGUAAGAGGUGGAGAUUUGCAUGGGUUUAGAGAAGGUAUGAAUAAAGAUGGAAAGGAAGAGGUACUUUACUCAGAUGUUGACAACCUGGAAGACUCUACGAUAAAUUCCAUCGAUUCCAUUCCUCUGCCCUAUGUGAAGGGUCUGAAGAAAUUAAUUGGUGCUUUGAGAGAGGCGUUUCAACCUGUGGAAGAUAAAAAAGGAUGGAUUAAAGAACCUGUUUCAUCUGCAGCAACUUUUGAGGAUGGUUUAUAUGUGCAAGCAGUAAUUGAUGCUCUGAGACAAAGCAACAAGAGAAGGGAAUGGAUAAAGGUCUGCAUUUUGACAGAAGAACCAGAUCCGAAUCCACUGCUUAGCGCAGCUGUUAGAGCCACUGCAAUUUCAAUCUGAAAAACCAUGACUUCGAUAGGAUAAAAUUUGUAUUAAUUUAUGUAAGGUUCACGUUCUCUUCUUUUCUUUCAUUCUUCUGUCAAUAAUCAGUAUUACCAUUAAGAUUAAUUUGAUAGAAAUUACAUUGGAGAAAGUUCAACGGCAGCUCGACAGUACUUGACUUACGAUCAGUAAUGUCAUUAUCGAUAACAUUUUUGGUUGUAACAACAAUUCUGCAUGUAUCGAUAACUUUUCAAGCCCGUGGGAAACAUUAACAAUGACACGAGUAUUAGAUAGUAUAGAGUAGUAUAGUACUCAUGUAUUUAUGAACCAUUUAUUAAAGAAGCUUCGUAUCAUUAA